AUGGCUGCCUUUCUUUCGACAACGUUGGAAAACCCUCGUUUUCAGCUCUUUGUGACAGCUGUGCUGUCGGGCGCCACUGUCGCAUCCCUCCUGUUGGGAUACCAAGCCCUCGAAAGAGAAGAGAGACUGGAGCAGCUCAAAAGCUCCAUUCCGUCAUUACUGGAUGGCAAUCAUCAAACUAGAAAGCUCAACGACUUUGGCGGUUCUCCAAGCUCGGCAGCCGACAAGGAAGACGCGAGAAACCAAGCCUUGGCGAAGCGCGCCCAAGCCGGCGACUUUGACGAGGAAUUGGUCCUGGAGCAGUUGGCCCGCAACAGAGUGUUUUUAUCUCCCGAGGGACUCGCAAAGCUACGAGACUCCUUCGUCGUCGUGGUAGGAUGCGGCGGCGUGGGCUCGCACUGUACCGCGGCACUCGCCAGGUCCGGCGUCUCCAAGCUGCGCCUCGUUGAUUUCGACCAGGUCACUCUCAGCUCGCUCAACAGACACGCUGUCGCCACGCUGGCAGACGUUGGCACCCCCAAGGUUCAGUGCUUGCAGCGACGCUUGGUCGCCAUCGCGCCCUGGGUGGAAUACGACCUCUGGCAGGAAAAGUUUGAUGAGACAGCGGCAGAGCGGAUGCUGGGACCGUGGGUCGAGGGCGGUCGAGAACCGGACUUUGUCGUCGACGCAAUCGACAACAUCGAGACCAAGGUCGCACUGCUCAAACAUUGCUACGAUGAGAAGCUGCCCGUCAUUAGCGCCAUGGGCGCGGGUUGCAAGAGCGAUCCAACUAGAAUCGUCGUAGGCGACAUUGGCGCGAGCCGAGACGAUGGCUUAUCGAGAGCAACGCGGCGGCGUCUGAAGCUGCUCGGCAUCACCAGCGGCAUCCCUGCCGUCUACUCCACCGAACAGUCUGGGCAAGGCAAAGCCGAGCUACUCCCCUUGCCCGAUGAAGAGUUCGAGAAGGGAUCCGUCGGAGACCUCGGAGUCAUGCCGAAUUUCCGGGUCAGGAUACUACCCGUGCUGGGGACGAUGCCGGCGAUUUUCGGUCUGACGGCUGCCAACCACGUCAUAUUGAGCAUCACCGGCUACCCUGUGGAUUAUGUCCCCGCCAAGGGAAGAGAGAAAAUGUACGAAGGCAUCCUGAGCUACGUGCAAGGCUCCGAAGAGCGACUUGGCCGGAUCCUGGGCCUGGACACGGUUGGGCUCAAGACUCCUCUGACCAUGGGUGACGUGGCGUUCCUGUCCGAGGAGCUUUACCACGGCCGCAGCAUCAUCAGCGGCAUCCCCACGAAGCUCGUCCUGAUUCGAUGGCGCAAGCCAGACGACGGGUCCAACAUGAGCGUCGUGGGUCAGGGGAAGGACACUCAAAAGUGCUCUACCGUCCGACUGCGCCAUCUCGUCUGCAUGACAAAGGAAGAGGCAGCCAGGCAUGAGAAGGAGGUAUUCAAGGCCGGCAAGCCCCUGGACGAGGUGUAUGACGCGCAAACUAGGGAGCGGGUGGAAGCGAGGCUGGCAGCGGCUGCUACACACGAGCCAUACAGAUGA
Messenger RNA from Ustilaginoidea virens, 1527 nucleotides. RefSeq lists its product as uncharacterized. Gene Ontology annotation, molecular function: tRNA threonylcarbamoyladenosine dehydratase activity; ubiquitin-like modifier activating enzyme activity. Gene Ontology annotation, biological process: cyclic threonylcarbamoyladenosine biosynthetic process. The record is from RefSeq and is a predicted model, not a curated record. The transcript is spliced from 2 exons. NCBI's taxonomy places the organism in Eukaryota, Fungi, Ascomycota, Sordariomycetes, Hypocreales, Clavicipitaceae. Gene Ontology annotation, cellular component: mitochondrial outer membrane. The coding region runs from base 1 to 1527 and encodes 508 amino acids.